Messenger RNA from Gongylonema pulchrum, 240 nucleotides. NCBI's taxonomy places the organism in Eukaryota, Metazoa, Nematoda, Chromadorea, Rhabditida, Gongylonematidae. The record is from the annotation of a GenBank genome assembly.
AUGAUGGGCGAUGAAAGCGAUUCCAGCGGCGAUUGCUUCGUGGCACCGCGCCGACGCAACUUCAAUCCGAAGCCACAUCUGGUCAGAAUUGUCAAAUCCGACACUGCCGGCCAGGGAUGCGAAAUGAUGGGCGAUGAAAGCGAUUCCAGCGGCGAUUGUUUCGUGGCACCACGCCGACGCAACUUCAAUCCGAAGCCACAUCUGGUCAGAAUUGUCAAAUCAGACACUGGUAACCUUUAA